Chenopodium quinoa (quinoa) is the source of this 6126-nucleotide messenger RNA. RefSeq lists its product as uncharacterized. The record is from RefSeq and is a predicted model, not a curated record. The coding region runs from base 233 to 5635 and encodes 1800 amino acids. The transcript has 5 exons. Lineage: Eukaryota; Viridiplantae; Streptophyta; Magnoliopsida; Caryophyllales; Amaranthaceae.
UUUAUUUAUUUAGUUUAAAAUUAUUGCUGUUAUAAAUCCGUAUUCAAUAAUAUUUGCUGCUGAAACUGAAAAUCGAUCAUAAAUUAAUCAUGAAAAAUAAAGCUACGAUUAAGGCAUUAGCACAAUCGUAAUUCAAUUUCCAGCGAAUGCAUAAAAUUGAAACCAAAAUUCUAGGGUUUUAGCAUCUUCUGCAACUUAAAUUCCAAGGUUUACCAGUAAUCAAGCCGCAACAAUGGCGGCAGGAACGUUGCAGCAAACAUCAGCAGACCUAAAAAAAUCGAGAGCAGUUCUUCAUCAACUCACUGACACUUUUCAAUCAAUUCAAUCUCACGUUUACUCAGUUAUGGCGCUUUCGGAUCAAUGGGGAACUUUCCAGAACUCCUUUGUGUCAGUUCAGCAUUCUCUGGGAAGCCAUAUUAAGGAGCUUGAGGUGAAGGAGAGAGAAACAAAUUCGCUACGAAUUGCAUUGGAUAAUCGGGAAAAAGAGGUUGAAUUGCGUCGGAAAAAGCUGGAAUUUGAUGAGAAUUCGUUGAGUGAGGGAUGUAAGGAGUUGGAGAUGAGAGAGAGGGAUUAUUCGGAGCGAGUUCAAAUGUUGGAGUUGGAGAAGAAGCGGGUUAAGGAGUGGUUUAAGGCGGCGGAGGCGAAAGAGAGGCGAAUCGAGCAGCGGACUGUUGCGGUGGAGGAGAGAGAGAGGGAGGUUGAGGUGAGAGAGAGGAGGGAAGGGUGUGGGGAGGUUGAGGAGAGAGAAAGGAGGGUGGAGGAGCGGGAGAAGGAGAUUGAUAAGCGAAGCGAGGCGGUGGAGAUGGGGGAGAAUGGGAUAAAUAAGAGGUGUAUAGAGUUGGAGAGGAGGGAGAAGGAGGUUGAGGAGCGAAACCGGGUGGCGGAGUUGAGGGAGGAGGAGAUGGUGGUGAAGGAGAAGCGAAUUGAUGAGCGUUUUGAAGAAAUUGGAUUGAGGGAGAAGGGAAUUGAUGAGCUUUGUAGAGUGCAGGAGUUGAGGGAUAAAGAAUUGAGUGAGAAGGGUAAAGGGUUGGAGUUGAAAGAGAAGGAGAUUGAUGAGAGGUGCAAUGUGGUUGAAUUGAGGGAGGUGGAAAUCGAGCAGCGGUGUAAGGGACAAGAGUUGAGGGAUGAACAAUUGAAUGAGCAAUGUAAAGAGUUGGAGUUGAGAGAGAAGCGUAUAGAUGAGCGUUUGGGAGAGUUGGAGUUGAGGGAGAAGAAAAUUGGUGAACGGUGUAGGGUGGUUGAAUUGAGGGAGGCGAAAUUUGAUCAGCGUUGUAAGGUACAAGAGUUGAGGGAUAAACAAUUGAAGGAGCGUAGGGAAGAAUUGGAGGUGAUAGAGAAGCAUAUAGAUGAGUGUUUGGAAAAGUUGAAGUUGAAGGAAAAGGAAAUUGAUGAGAGGUGUUGUGUGGCGGAGUUGAAGGAGAAGGCGAUUGAUGAGAGGUGUAGUGUGGCGGAGUUGAAGGAGAAGCAUGUAGAUGAGUGUUUGGAAAGGUUAAAGUUGAAGAAAAAGGAAAUUGAUGAGAGGUGCAGUGUGGCAGAGUUGAAGGAGAAGGCAGUUGAUGAGAGGUGUAGUGUGGCGGAGUUGAAGGAGAAGCAUAUAGAUGAGUGUUUGGAAAGGUUAAAGUUGAAGGAAAAGGAAGUUGAUGAGAGGUGUAGUGUGGUGGAGUUGAAGGAGAAGGCGAUUGAUGAACGUUGCAAAGUGGUUGAAUCUAGGGAGAGGGAGAUUGAUGAGCGGAGCAAGGGACAAGAGUUGAGAGAGAAGCAAUUGAAUAAGCAGUGUAAAGGGUUGCAGUUGAAAGAGAAACGUAUAGGUGAUCGUUUGGGAGAGUUGGAGUUGAAGGAAAAGAAAAUUGGUGAGCGGUGUAGUGUGGUUGAAUUGAGGGAGGCGGAAAUCAAUCAGCAUUGUAAGGCACAAGAGUUGAGGGAUCAGCAAUUGAAUGAGCGUUGUGAAGAGUUGGAGUUGAAGGAAAAGGAAAUUAUUGAGCGGUGUAGUGUGGUGGAGUUGAAGGAGAAGGCAACUGAUGAAAGUUGCAAAGUAGCCGAAUCUAGGGAGGAGAUUGAUGAGCGGUGCAAGGGACAAGAGUUGAGAGACAAGCAAUUGAAUAAGCGGUCUAAAUGGUUGCAAUUGAAAGAGAAGCAUAUAGAUGGGCGUUUGAAAGAGCUAGAAUUGAAAGAGAAACAUAUAGAUGGGCGUUUAAAAGAGCUAGAAUUGAAAGAGAAUCAAAUCGAAUUGAAAUACAAGCAGACAGAAGAGGCUUGUGAGGAGCUUGAAUUGAAAGAGAAGCGAAUGAUAGAGCAUACUGAAGAGAAGAAAUUAAAAGAUAAACAAAUUAGUGAGAAAUGUGGAGAGCUAGAGUUGAAGGAAAAGCAUAUCAAUGAGAGUUUUAAAUCUUUGGAUUCGAAAGUGGAGCAUAUAAACAAGCGAUGUAAAGAUUUAUCAUUGAGAGAGAAGUUAAUUAGUGAUCGUAGUAAAGCAUUAGAUUUGAAAGAAAAGAAGAUGUAUGAGCAGUCUCAAGCACUGGAAUUGAAAGAGAAGGAAAUUAGUAGGCACGCCAAGGCAGAGGAGUUGGGAGAGGGACAAAGGGAUGUGCAUAUUAAAGCCUUGGUGUUAAAGGGGAAGAAAAUCAACAAGUGUUUUCAGGAGCAGGAGUGCAAGAAGAAUGAAAUUAAUGACCCUUGCACGAAAUUGGAAUUGGAAAGGGAGCAAUUGAGUGAUACCACUGGCAUGACGAAGAAAUCUGAACAAAACAGUAGUUUGGGAUUUGUUGAAGGAUUGCAGAGUCUUAGUCUUAAGCAAUGUAUGACAGAUGGAAAAGCCUUGCAGAUGUUUUUGAAUGAUCGAGUCGAUGAACACAGGUUCAUGGAAGAAGAGAUUAGGGAUGCUCUCAGGUUAUCUUCAGAACCAGGCAGGUUGGUAUUAGCAGCUUGUGUUGGGUUUUUCUCACCACAUUUGAAGAAUGGUGAUGUGAUGUAUGAAACAAGUGCUGUUAGGAGUAGCUGUGUGCUACUGUUGGAGCAAUUGAUGAAUUUAAAACUUAAAGUUGAUAAAGGUUUGAAGAAAAACGCCAAGAAGGUUUUUUUUCUUUGGAAAGAGAAGAUGAGAGAAAAUGGACAGAGUCGUAUUGUGGUGCUAAGCUUCUUACUGUUAAUAGUUGCAUUUGGCUUGAGUUCAAUUGUUAACAGGGAUGAAUUGCAGAGGCUUUAUAAGAUUGUGGAUCAGGAUAGGAUAGCACCUCGGUUGCAUCAGGAACUGAACUUGUUCAAAGCGAAUGAAGGAAGCAAUAUGCUCACUGGCCCCCUUGAAUUAACGACUGGACAACAGCUGACAGAUAUAUUGCAAGGGACUGAUACAGUUGCUUCACCCUCCAUAAAUCAGUGCAGUGUGAUCAACUUGCUGUGCCAUCGUAUGGAUGCAAAGGGUCUAAGAUUAUAUAUAAGAGAACAUAUGAUAGAUCAAAUUAUUUCUCCAGAAAAGAUUUUAGAUGCACUUCUAUGUGCACCAGACCCAGCAAAACUACUUCUUAAUGUAGUUCAAAUUUUCAACCAACCGAAGGCAACACCAGUUGAGAAAACUAAUUGCAUAUUUUUGUUAGAGCAGUUGAUGAAACUACAAAAGCGACAACGUAGUAUCAAUUCCCUUGGUCAGGUAGAGCAGUUGGUGAAACCACCAUCAAAAAUUACACUUGGUUUGAAAAAGCAAGCAAAAAAGUUUGCUUAUACAUGGAAACAAACUUUGGCUAAGACGAAAGGCUAUAAAAUUUUGGAAGUUUAUGGCUUUCUGCAAUUUCUAGCCACAUACGAGAUAGCCAGUUUAUUUAAUGAAAAUGAACUUUUUCGACUUUUCAAAAAAUGUUAUGGUGGGCGCUUGGUCUUCCGGCCUGAGCAAAAUCCAUACUUGUGCCGUACACUAGGAUUGGAAAAAAGAAUUUCAGGCCUUAUCAAAUCUCUUGUCAAGGAGGACCGACGACUUCAGGCAGUCAAGUAUAUCUGUACUUUUAUGAUGGAAUCUUAUUUUCCGCUAGCUCCCCUUCUAAAAGAUCACCUUAAGUUCACCAAGGAAAAAUCAGUGAAGUUGCGGAAGGAAAGAAACAAUUCUCAUGCAGCAAAGAUUGAAUCUGCUCGCUUUGAGAUGCAUCACCUGCAAGAUGUACUGAAAUACAUUAAUGAUUAUAAGCUUGAGUCAGAAUUCACAGAUGUUUCUCUUGAAUUGCGAAUUGAAGAGCUGGAAAAGCAGAUUGCAGAACUGAAGACUUCCACCACUGAAGAGGAACAGAUGGUAACUACCGAAGAAGGGUUAAUAGAUGACAGUUCCAUAAAUUUGGAAGUGGAUAUGGUAGAAAUUGGUUCAACUAAGCUCGGAAUGAAGGCAGAAAAGAAUCUUUUGCAUCCUGCUGACACUGCAUCAGAGUUGUUUGGUGGGAAGAAGCGCACUUCCAGCCCCUCCCCUUCCUUUGUGCUGCCACAAGAAAAGCGCCUCAAAGCAGGGGCUCUUGUUUCUAAUAGACAGUGGCCACAACCUGGGCCUUGUACUUCUGGACAUCAAGCCCAUGUUAAGCCUGAUGAAUUCCCCGUGUCGCAUCCUGUAACAUUGCCUGCUAUAAAUGGGUUGAGUGCCCAAUCUGGUUUACUUGAUAAUAGUUAUGGUGCUAGUGCCACUCCCACUCCCUGUAGGGAGACUCAGCAAAUCGCACCUACUGCCAGAAUCUGCCCUGGUGGCAUUGAUGUAGAAUUGAAGACUACCACUGCAAGAGUUGAACAAAAGUUGGCUAAUAAAAGAAAAGAGGAUCUUAAGAAUACCUUUUCUGCAAAUAUUGAAAAGGAUAUAGUAGAAAACAAUUCAAUUCAGGGUAUAAAAAAGGCCGAAAAAAUUCUCUCCCCAGCCUUUUCUGAAAUUGUAGCAGAGUCUUGUGGUGAGAAAUACUUUUCCAGCCCCUCCUCUUCCUCGGUGUUGCCACAACAAGCAAAACACCUUAGACCACAAACUUUUGAGUCUCCUAAUCCACCACCCAAUUAUCCCAUAUCCAUGAACCCUCCACUGCCAAGUCUGCAAUCAUGGGGGCAACAUAGACCUUAUACAUUUGGACAUGUAGCCCAUGAUGGACCCAAUGGAGCAUUGCAUCCUGGACAAAUGCCUGCUGUAAAUGGGCCAAGUGCCCAGUUUGGUGGCCCUAGUGGCAGCUAUGGUGUCAAUCCCUGUUGGGGAACAGGUGAGUUUAGACCUACUGCUGUAAUUUUCCCCGGUGAUACCCUUGCACCCCAGUUUAGACCUACUGCUGGAAUUGGCCCUGGCAGUACCACUGCACAUGGGCAGUUUAGACCUUAUGCUGGAUUCGGUCCUGGUGAUACUCAUUCACCUGUACAAUUUAGACCUGCUGCAGGAAUCGGCCCUGGCAGUACUCCUACACCUGGACAGUGGCCGUCUGCUGGAAUUGGGCCUGGCAAUACACCUGGACAAUAUGGACCUGCCGCUGGAAUUGGUUCUGGCAGUAUACCUGGACAGUAUAGGCCUACUGCUGGAAGCUAUCCUGAUGGACCUCCUGCACCCGGACAAUUUUGGCCUACUGCUGGAAUCAGCUCGAACGUUAUUCCUACACCUGGAUAUUUUGUUGGAAGUCAGGUGCCGCCGUAUAGGCCAUGAUAAACAUAAGGCUAUUUUGUCAAUUGCACUCAACACACUAAAGGAUGUAUAUGAUAAGGGUGAACCUUGGAUAUAUCAGUUCUCCGGUGUCAAGACAGCUAAUUGGUAGGCUAAAUUGUUAUCUAGGAAUUUUGAAGGUUGAUGAUAAAAGAUGCUUACAAGUGGAAUUGAAGACUUAUUCUGGUUUGAAUGUGCUUAGAAGCAAAUCUAGAGGAUAUGCCGAUACAACCAUAAACAGCCUUGUGCUUGUGUCUAAUUCUUUUUUAGUUUGGUUUGUACAGGGUGCUCUGUUUUUUCUUUUUAGUUCAAAUGCUUGAUCCUCAAUUAUUUCAAUUGUUUAGUUCUUAAUUGUGUAGGUUGUAAAGCCAUAAGAGUAAUGGUCAAACAUGGUUUAUAUUCCCGGGCCAUGAUAAUGUGUAAAUUGUAGUGUUUAAGAAAGGAAGCAAUAAACGUGUACCAAUAAGGUAUCUAUACAAUUUUUUGAUUUUUUA